This is a messenger RNA of Leptidea sinapis, 2131 nucleotides long. It is a transcript of the gene serpin-5, whose product is annotated as serine protease inhibitor 77Ba-like. The transcript has a single exon. NCBI's taxonomy places the organism in Eukaryota, Metazoa, Arthropoda, Insecta, Lepidoptera, Pieridae. Gene Ontology annotation, molecular function: serine-type endopeptidase inhibitor activity. The coding region runs from base 109 to 1296 and encodes 395 amino acids. The record is from RefSeq and is a predicted model, not a curated record.
UAUGACCAGUCCAUUGUAUUGAUAGCUGCGAGAACUCGUUUGGCAAUAUCACUGCCGGUUGUUAAAAGGACAGUUGCUUAUUCACACAGCUUAAGUGCAGUCACCGCGAUGAAAACUUUAGUGUUUACUUUGUUAUUUGUUGCAACAUGUUCUGCAGUGGACUUUAGUGAAAGAGCCAGUAACUUCAGUAUAGAACUAUUACAUUACACUCAGCUGGAGAAAGAAGGACACGUAGUGAUCUCACCGUUUGGAAUAUGGACACUAAUGACUGGAGUAGCUCUAGGAGCCACAGGUGAGAGUGAAAAACAACUUCUACGUGCAUUUUUCCUGCCUCGCGAUGAAGCGGAUAUAGUAAAAGGAUAUAGAGAUUUGACUAAAACUGUUUUAGACCCUAGAACAUCCGACGUGAAGUUGGCAAGUAAAAACUUUAUGUUCCUAGACCGUGGUUUCGAGGUUUACAAUACAUUUAAAAGUAAGAUGGUCAACGAUUUUGGCGCAAUGGUGAAUAUACUGAACUUCGCAGACCCCAAUUCAGCAGCUCGUGAUGCCAACUCAAUCAUUCAAGGUUCAGGCGCCAUGGUAUCUAAUGUUUUAAAAUCCACAGAUUUCAAAGAGUCUAGAAUGAUUCUUACAAACGCAAUAAGCUUCAAAGGUUUGUGGAUGUCGCCUUUUAAUAAAUCAGAGACAACUUUGGAGUCAUUUUAUGACGAGCAAAGAAAUUUAAUUGGAAAAGUUAACAUGAUGUACCAGAGAGCAGAAUUUGCUUAUUCCAGUAUGCCAAGUAUGAAAUCGCUCAUUGUUGAGCUGCCGUAUGGUAAAGAUAAAAAAUAUUGCAUGCUACUUAUCCUUCCACAUCAUAAAGUGUCAGUGGCCGAUGUGUAUAAAAAGUUCGCCAGUGUAUCUUUUAAAGAUAUAUUUGCAAAACUACAGAAAGACGUUGACGAAUACGGUUUUGAAGAGAUUGAAGUGAAAUUACCAAGAUUUAAGAUUAGUACAAAUGUUGUACUUAAUAGCCCGUUGAACAAUAUGGGUGUUUAUGAUAUUUUCGAUCAAGUAUCGGCGAGUUUUAAGAAAGUUUCCAGUGAGAGUAUAUACGUAUCAGCUAUUGUACAUAAAGCUGAUAUCGAAGUGACUGAAUCUGGUACAGUGGCGUCAGCUUCAACGAGUGCUUACUUUGCUGACAGGAUAUCCACACCCACAUUCAAUGCUGAUAGACCUUUCCUGUACUUCGUUAUGGAGAAACCCACAGCAACUGUUAUCUUCAGUGGUAUUUACUCUAAGCCGUCUGUGUUCUAGUUAUGUAAUAAAUGUUUAUAUUAGACGAACGAGUUCCCGCGACUACGCCCUGGUAGAUUUGAUUGAAUUGAUUUGCAAUGGAUAAUUCGUUGCACGGAACCGGGAACGGAGUGAAGUGUCAUUUUAAGAUAUCUGUCAGUAAAAAUUCUAUCUCAACCGGACCGGCUGGUUCAAAAAUGUUAAAAAUAUACUUCCAAUCAUGUUUUUACAUACUAUAUAUGCUGUUAAUACAUUAAUCCAGCUAAUUCAACCUAGGCGAAUUUAAAUUAUUUUACUUUUUUGCUUGUGAACCCAUUGUUAUGAAACAGACACGUGUUAUGGAAAUAUAUUUUAGCAAUAUAUCAGUGAAUCCUUGAGAUAGAAAUAAUUAUCAAAAAUAUUAUUUUCCCUCAGUUGUAUAUAAAGUAAAUUAAUUGUUAUUUUGAAGAAUAGUUUAUGGUGUCGAUAACGUUUCGCUUAUAUGAUUUUAUUACACCUAUUAUAUAUGUGUCUAAGGUGAAUAUGUUUAUGAUUAGUAGUACAAUAUGUGUUUAUAGAUACAAUAUGAUGAGCAUUUAUACUAGAUACAUAUCUUUACGUGAGAUUUAAUUUAAUUUUAUAAAUAUAACGAUCACUAAUUGUGAUCAUGGUUACAUAGUUAAAUCAUUGUCUUGUUUACUUAUUUAAUACAUGUGUAUCUAUGUAUCCUGGUUUAUCUACACACUCGAGUGUAUCUCUGUACUCAGAUGUAUCUAUACUUACACUCAGGUGUAUCUCUAUAUAUACCUAGGAGUACCCUAUAAGCACUGUUUAAACUUCACUUCACUUGUUAUUGUGAAUAAAUCAUGUCAUGUAA